UGUGUGGGUGUCAACAGACCAUGAUGAAAUUGAAAACGUGGCCAAGCAGUUUGGUGCACAGGUCCAUCGAAGAAGUUCUGAAGUUUCAAAAGACAGUUCUACCUCACUAGAUGCCAUCAUAGAAUUUCUUAAUUAUCACAAUGAGGUUGACAUUGUAGGAAAUAUUCAAGCUACUUCUCCAUGUUUACAUCCUACUGACCUUCAGAAAGUUGCAGAAAUGAUUCGAGAAGAAGGAUUUGAUUCUGUUUUCUCUGUUGUGAGACGCCAUCAAUUUCGGUGGAGUGAAAUUCAGAAAGGAGUUCGCGAAGUGACUGAGCCCUUGAAUUUGAAUCCAGCUAAACGGCCUCGUCGGCAAGACUGGGAUGGAGAAUUAUAUGAAAAUGGCUCAUUUUAUUUUGCCAAAAGACAUUUGAUAGAGAUGGGUUACUUACAGGGUGGAAAAAUGGCAUACUAUGAAAUGCGAGCUGAGCAUAGUGUGGAUAUAGAUGUGGAUAUUGAUUGGCCUAUUGCAGAGCAAAGAGUGCUAAGAUACGGCUAUUUUGGCAAAGAGAAGCUUAAGGAGAUAAAGCUUUUAAUUUGCAAUAUUGAUGGAUGUCUCACCAAUGGCCACAUAUAUGUGUCAGGAGAUCAAAAAGAAAUAAUAUCAUAUGAUGUAAAGGAUGCUAUUGGGAUAAGUUUAUUAAAGAAAAGUGGGAUUGAGGUGAGGCUAAUCUCUGAAAGGGCUUGUUCAAAGCAGACGCUUUCUUCCUUAAAACUGGAUUGCAAAAUGGAAGUCAGCGUGUCAGACAAGCUAGCAGUUGUAGAUGAAUGGAGAAAAGAAAUGGGCCUGUGCUGGAAAGAAGUGGCAUAUCUUGGAAAUGAAGUGUCCGAUGAAGAAUGCUUGAAGAGGGUAGGCCUGAGUGGUGUCCCUGCAGAUGCCUGUUCCACUGCCCAGAAAGCUGUUGGAUAUAUUUGCAAAUGCAAUGGUGGCCGUGGCGCCCUCCGAGAGUUUGCCGAGCACAUUUUCCUACUAAUGGAAAAGGUUAAUAAUUCAUGCCAAAAAUAGAGAUUAGUAUAAUUUGGGGAAAGACAGAUACAGUAUUCUGUAACCACUUUGCUUUUAUUUUUGAUUAAGUACAAUUUCAUGUUGUAAUGUUGCAGAGGGUGUGAUUUGAUUUGUGAGGUAUCUAAUCUUUUAAAAGCAAAGCCUUCUCAAUCUAUCAUUCCAAAACCUGUGAAGUAAUUGUGUUCUACUUUUCUCUUUAUGCAAGAUAAUUAUUUAGGGAUUGAUUGUAAUCUUUCUCAGAUUUUUAGUAAAUGCAAGUAAUAACAUCAAAAUUGACUUUGUAUUGUACCCUGUAAUACUGUGUAUUUGUGUGCUUUUAAUGAUGCUGGAAUUUUAUUUAUUUGGGGACAAUGUGUCUGGUAAGACAUACUCUUCUAUUAAUUAAUAAAAUUACAUUUCACAAACUUGA
Tupaia belangeri chinensis (Chinese tree shrew) is the source of this 1454-nucleotide messenger RNA. It is a transcript of the gene CMAS, whose product is annotated as cytidine monophosphate N-acetylneuraminic acid synthetase. The record is from RefSeq and is a predicted model, not a curated record. Gene Ontology annotation, molecular function: N-acylneuraminate cytidylyltransferase activity. Lineage: Eukaryota; Metazoa; Chordata; Mammalia; Scandentia; Tupaiidae.